Brassica napus (rape) is the source of this 932-nucleotide messenger RNA. Its product is annotated as actin-depolymerizing factor-like. Gene Ontology annotation, molecular function: actin filament binding. Lineage: Eukaryota; Viridiplantae; Streptophyta; Magnoliopsida; Brassicales; Brassicaceae. Gene Ontology annotation, biological process: actin filament depolymerization. Bases 172 to 582 code for a protein of 136 amino acids. Gene Ontology annotation, cellular component: actin cytoskeleton; cytoplasm. The transcript has 3 exons. The record is from RefSeq and is a predicted model, not a curated record.
CCUUUGUUUGUCCGAGUUUGUCUCGAUCCUCUCUUCACAAACCAAUUAAGCAUUAUCCUCCAAAAGUACAUUCGUCUUUUUUUCCCUCUUUUCCAGAAGACAAUCAAUAUUCACACAAGAAAAAACAAAUCUCUGUUCCUCGAGUCUUACCAUAGAAACUGAACAAAAACAAUGGCGAACGCGGCGUCGGGGAUGGCAGUGGAGGACAACUGCAAGCUGAAGUUUUUGGAGCUAAAGAAAAGAACCUACCGGUUCAUAAUAUUCAGGAUAGAUGGACAGCAAGUGGUGGUUGAAAAGUUAGGAAACCCGCAGGAGACUUACGAUGAUUUCACCAAUUCCCUCCCUGCCGAUGAGUGCCGCUAUGCGGUUUUCGAUUUAGAUUUUACCACCAAUGAAAACUGCCAGAAGAGCAAAAUCUUCUUCAUCGCCUGGUCACCGGAUUCAUCUAGAGUGAGGAUGAAGAUGGUGUACGCGAGCUCUAAGGAUAGGUUCAAGAGAUCAUUGGACGGCAUUCAGGUUGAGUUACAAGCCACUGAUCCUAGCGAGAUGAGCUUUGACAUCGUCAAAAGCCGAGCUCUCUAAACAUUUCCGUUGUAUUCAUCAAGCAUUUAUAUAUAAUCUUUCGUAUUUCUCAUAUUGAAAAGAAAACAAAAUUAAAACACACUCACGUUAUGUAAUUUUCUUGGUUAUGAUCUUAUAUUUCUUCAUUGUCGUUUCCAUUCAUUUUCCACUUCUCUUUUGUAGACAUAUUCUUAUGAAAAAGUAAAAAACAUGCUUUCAUGAAAAUGUUGUCGGGAAGUUGAAAGUUGAAACCAUGAAUAGGUAUAGCUUGUUUGUGUUAACGUCCCAAAGCAAAGCUAGCUUGUUGUGCAACUACUCAAAUAAGGAAUAGAACUAUGCUUUAACCAUUUUUAACAUCAUGUCAAUAUCUC